Babesia microti strain RI is the source of this 1569-nucleotide messenger RNA. RefSeq lists its product as hypothetical. The coding region runs from base 1 to 1569 and encodes 522 amino acids. The record is from RefSeq and is a predicted model, not a curated record. Gene Ontology annotation, molecular function: RNA binding. The transcript is spliced from 6 exons. NCBI's taxonomy places the organism in Eukaryota, Apicomplexa, Aconoidasida, Piroplasmida, Babesiidae.
AUGCCCGAGCCUAUAGUAUGUAAACCACGUAUAGUGGAAUCACACGCUAUGUCAUUUGCAGUCAAUUUUAGCAUCAAAUAUCAUUUUUUUACAAAUUUUACCGCUUUAAAGACACAUUUACCGCGAAAUUUUGAGAAAUGCAGAGUACAUCCUAACCAUUUAAAAAAUUGUUGGUCAAGGCAAUUCACUAAUGCUGUGCAUGAUGAAUUAGAGAUCAAGAAUCCCACCAAAAAAAGAUUUGACUGGCUAGAUGACAGUUUGAGAGAUGAAUUAUUGCGUAAAAGACGCUAUUCCUGCAGAUUAUCACACCAAAAUCUGCUCCUACACAUCUACAACAAUUUACCAACCGAUUUAAUCAUUAAUUUGGCCAAUAAAAUAAUCGCUCCCUACCAAGCUUUGUGCAAACCUGUAUCUAAGACUAGAAAAGCUAUUUAUUUGCACAGAUUCACCACCAUCUUAUGCGAAUCACUGAAACACAAGUCUAACAUCGAUGAAACUGAUAAAAGUAGAGUAUAUAACAUUAUAUAUAUCUCAAAAAUGUACCUAAAUUGUAUGGAUAUUUUAACGUCCAGGGAUAUGUUAAACAUGCUUACAACAAGAUCCAUCCUUAAACACGGGUUUAAUAAUCAAAAAUAUUCAAAUUUUGAACACUUUAUAGCAAAUUUUAAUAAGAAACCACAGGAUAGUGAAACACAGCAGCUUACCACUUUUCACAAAAAAGAUUUGGUGAUUAAGAAGACAACAUCAUCUGAACCUAUUAAACCAAAGAUUUACGAGUGUUUAGUUAAGUGGUUUGAUAAAUUUGAAGAUAUAAAUGUGGAUAACAUGGCAUUUGUACUCAAUUUACCAUAUGUUAGAGAACCACAAUUGUCCACUACUUUGCACAAAACUAUAUCGCAUUUUGGUGAAAUACACUCACUAAAAAUAUUCAAUGACAGGAUUUCACCAUUUGAUGACAAGGUGGACUUAAAUCAUAAGGGUAAAUUGCCACCAGGGAAGGAUUAUUCUCAACUUUAUGCUCUAGUACAGUUUGUAAAUAACGAGAACAAACUGAGAUUUUGCGACACCGCAGUCAGAUGUUUCGGUACAAUUUACAACGGCAGACUUAUAUAUUCAGAAUUUGCAGAAAGGAAAACUACACUAACGCUAGUGAUUUAUCCGCCAUUCCACACGCUGAGGGAUGCAUUUGAGGAGAUAGCAAAUGGCCUAACCCACUCAGCAAUCAGUUCAACACGUACCAGAAAGACCAAAUCUAGCGGUGUAAAUGACAUUGAUCAUUGCACAAUAUUGUGUUAUGAGGAGGAUAUAAUUGUCAAAUCUAGUAAAAAAUACAUCAGAAAAGAACGCAUUAAUGGUUGCAUUUCAGAACUACAACCGCAAUGUAUAUUGCUAAAAUUUCCAUCCUUCCAACUAGCAUACAUUGCUAAAUCCAGAUUGGAGAGGUACCUAUCGCUACAAUGGCCUAGUUUCAUCUCCUUCGAUACAUAUAGGUGUACGCUACACAAUGGCCGGUGGGUUGAUGGACCAAGAAUAAUUCAUUCGAAUGUAAAAACAACUCAGAAUUUUUAG